AUGAGUAACUCAAUUGCUGACGCUUUCAAGAAAUUAAAUGUAUCUCCGGAUAGUACUCCUUCAGAACAUCAAAAGAUAUUCCGAGUAUCUUAUGAAUAUUUAAGUAAAGUUAAACAUUUUAAUGAUUUAAAAGCAUUCAAUAAUUGUUUAGUUGCCCUAAUCAAUAUAGAUAAAUAUCAAAGAGCAUAUGAUGUAAUCAGAAAAGUUCCAGCUAAUUUGAUAGAAUCUUCAAUUUUAGAAGUUUGUUAUGUUUAUUAUAAACUUGGUAAAUCGGAAGAAUUGAUCAAAUUAUAUGAAUCAAGAAAUGUCAAUUCUGAAGGUCUAGAAAUUGGAUUGAAUCAUAUCCUUGCUCAAACAUAUUAUAAGAUUGGAUCUCAUGAAAAGGCAUUGGCAUUAUAUCAUGAUUUAAUUGAGAAUAAUAAAUAUGAUAAUCAAUUGGAUUUAAUUAUAAAUGAACGAGCAAUUAUAUCUCAAUUAAAUUUCAAUUCUCAUGGUCAAAAUAAAUCUACUCAUUCAAUUGAUCAAAAUUUGGAUAAUUAUGAUUUAUUAUUCAAUGAAGCAUUGAUUGAAUUAUCCAAUAACAAUAUUCCUAAUUGUUUACAUCUUUUGGAACUGGCACAAAAAUUAUGUAAAUUAAAUACUGAUUGGUCUCCAGAAGAUUUAUUAUCAGAAUUAUUACCAAUUAAUAUUACUAUUGCUUAUGUAUAUGAUUUAUUAGGUGAUUCAUCUAAAAGUUUGGAAAUUUUACAAGAGAAUGAUAUUGAUUCGAUUAAUGAUUCUAUGCUUAAAUUAAUUAUUAAGAAUAAUAUUUAUUCUAAAUCAGAUAAUAAAAAAUCGAUUGGAUUAAUUGAACGUGAUUUGAGUUUUCAAGAAAAUUUACAUAAAUUAAAUCAAAAAUUAACUAAAUGGCAAUAUCAAGUCAUUUUGAAAAAUAAUAUAAUGUUAAAAUUUGCAACUGGAACAUUAGGAAAAUCUCAAUUAAAUAAUAAAUUUAUUCAAAAAUUCUUAAAUGAUUUCCCAGGUGAUUUAUUCCCAUUGGCUUAUAAAAUUUUCAUAAAUUUAGAUAUUAGUUUUAAUGAUUUACAUGAUUCUACAAAAUUGAAAUCAAUUGGAAGAAAAUUAAUUAAAUUUAUCAAUAAUCAAAAACAAAAUGACCAACAACAACAGUAUGUGGCAGUAUUAUUAUUGGUAUACCUCAAUUUCCAAAUUGGAUCCUUUGAUCAAUCUUUGUGUAUUUUGGAAGAAUUUACCACAAAUAGUAUUUCUCAAGAUAAAUUGAUUCCAGGUAUUGUAGGUACAUUAAUUAAUGUUUAUGAAAAGACUCAUUCUACCAAAAAAUUAACUGAAUUAUUAAUAAAAUUAGCCAAUAAAUUUUUGGAAACCCCGGUGGAAGUCUUUUCCAAUGAUGGAGAUUAUUAUAAUACCGCCAAAAUAAUUGCAUUUAAAGCAUUAAAUCAAGGUCAUAAAGAAAUUUCAUCAAAACUUUUCCAAUAUUUAAAUUCCAUCAAUCAAGAAGAUCAUUUAAUUUCUUCAAUCUUAUCUAAUUCAAAUAUCGAUUUAUAUCCAAUUAAUGAAUUAGUUUCCCCCAUGCCAAUUUCAGAAAUCUUAUCGGUUGAUUUAGAUACAUUAAUCCCAUCAGCUGCUAAAUCAACCAAACCAAUCAUUAAAAAAGUUUCUAAAAUAACCAAAAAGAAACAAAAACCUAAAUUUGGUCCAAAUAAAAUCAUUAAACCUCAAGAAGAAUUGUCAUUGGAUGAUGAAAGAUGGUUACCAAUGAAAUUGAGAUCUUAUUAUAAACCAACCAAAAAGGAUAAGAAGAAAACUGGGGGGCAACAAGGAAUUGUUGAACAUAGUGCAACUCCUGUGCUUUCACAUGCGACACCUACUAGUAGUGGAAGUGGUGGUAAGAAGAAGAAAAAGAAGGGAAAGAAGUAG
This is a messenger RNA of Hemisphaericaspora subhashii, 1935 nucleotides long. RefSeq names its product signal recognition particle subunit. Gene Ontology annotation, cellular component: signal recognition particle, endoplasmic reticulum targeting. Gene Ontology annotation, biological process: SRP-dependent cotranslational protein targeting to membrane. The transcript has a single exon. Lineage: Eukaryota; Fungi; Ascomycota; Pichiomycetes; Serinales; Debaryomycetaceae. The record is from RefSeq and is a predicted model, not a curated record. The coding region runs from base 1 to 1935 and encodes 644 amino acids. Gene Ontology annotation, molecular function: 7S RNA binding; protein binding; ribosome binding.